Python bivittatus (Burmese python) is the source of this 464-nucleotide messenger RNA. Lineage: Eukaryota; Metazoa; Chordata; Lepidosauria; Squamata; Pythonidae. The record is from RefSeq and is a predicted model, not a curated record.
CGCCGUAAACUUCUAAGAUGGCGGCUCCCUUGGGGCUGCUCUCUCGCUUUACGGUGCGUCUGCCUCGCUUCUUGGGGAGCGCCUGGACCCGGACUCCGUUUCGCGGACUCCGGCAGGUUAUAGAAACUACUGAAGGGAACACCACAAUGAUUGAAGGCAAAAUUAUAGAAGAUGUGGAACACCCAGCUCCUCCAAAUCCUUCUGGUAACUGUCCUAUUUGUCGCUGGAACUUGAAACAUAAGUACGAUUAUAUGGAUGUGUUACUGCUAAGUCAGUUCAUAGACUCUAAAGGAGGGAUGAUACCCCGUAGAAUCACAGGCCUUUGUGAGGAAGAGCACCAAAAGAUUGCCGUUUGUGUGCAAAUGGCUCACCGAGCAGGUUUGUUGCCAGAUCAUAAACCUAAACUUCCUGAAGGUUUUGUUCCCAAACCCAAGCAAAUCCUCAACAGGUCAGUUGCUCUUUGA